Messenger RNA from Vigna unguiculata (cowpea), 900 nucleotides. RefSeq lists its product as uncharacterized. The record is from RefSeq and is a predicted model, not a curated record. Gene Ontology annotation, molecular function: zinc ion binding. Lineage: Eukaryota; Viridiplantae; Streptophyta; Magnoliopsida; Fabales; Fabaceae.
AUGGAUGGCUGCUUUCUCAAAGGCAAGUAUGGUGGUGAGUUAUUAAUUGCAAUUGGAAGAGAUGGGAAUGAGCAGAUUCUACCUCUAGCAUAUGCUGUUGUAGAAGUGGAAAACAAGGAUUCGUGGAAGUGGUUCUUGGAGCUUUUGAUUAAUGAUCUUGGUGGAGAUUCAAUUUGUGCAUCAUGCACUUUUAUAUCAGACCAACAAAAGGCUGCUUCAGUGACACAUCCACAGGCUUCGGAGAAGAUAAUGAGGGACAUCAAAGAGGUCAAUGAAGACGCCUUUAAACACUUGAUUGGUAUUCCUCCAAGAUGGUCAGCUGAGAAGUUGUUUGAAGUGAGGCAUGCUUUAAAUCUAGGGGAACAAUUUGUGAUGAAUAUUGACAAGAUGGAGUACACAUGCAGGAAAUGGAGCAUAAGUGGACUUCCUUGUUGCCACGCACUUUCUGCCAUGAAAUUUUUGAAUCUGAAAGGAGAGGAUUUCAUAGCCCAUUGGUUCAGGAAGUCAACCUCUAAGGAGACGUAUAAUUCAGUAAUUUUCCCUAUUAAUGGUCAAGAGGUGUGGGAGGUUACUGCAUAUCCUGAUGUCCUGCCACCAACCAAAAGAAUUAUGACUGGAAGGCCUAAAAAGAAAAGAAGAUUGGAACCUUGGGAGCUGAAAAGGGAUGACACCACAUUACAAAAAGGAGGAAUUCGCAAAAGGUGUGCUGUGUGCAGGGAAAUUGGUCACAACAGAACUGCUUGUCCUAAAAAACUUGGGCCACCACCAAGUCAAUCAACUGUGCCAGUAACAGCAUCAGGCCCAUCACAGCAACAACACCCAGCACAAGAAACUGGACUAUCACAACAACAGCACCCAACACAACAAAUUGACCCAUCACAACAACAACACCUAACAUAG